Messenger RNA from Octopus bimaculoides (California two-spot octopus), 797 nucleotides. RefSeq lists its product as uncharacterized. The record is from RefSeq and is a predicted model, not a curated record. NCBI's taxonomy places the organism in Eukaryota, Metazoa, Mollusca, Cephalopoda, Octopoda, Octopodidae.
GUCGUAAAUUUGCUUCGUAUUUUUAUUCUCAUGGUAACCUGUGUUUGAUGUAUUGAGUGUUUUAAUUCAUAAAAAAAUUAGCUAUUAAUAAAUAAUAAAGGUAAUUAUAAAUGCAUGUAAUUAUUCUUAAUUAAGUGAAUGACGCAUUUAUCGCGCAUCAUUUAUCGCUAUAUACCAACUUCCGGUUUCAGACCCACAUGGUACAUAGGGAGCGAUAGAGGAAAGACCGAUAUUGUUCCCUAUACUUUCUACCCGGUGUGUUGCACGGUUGUAUAAAUGCAAGUAUUAAAUACUGCUUAAUACUAACUAUGAACGAACAAAACAAUAGUAUCUUGUUCGGUGGUUUGAAGAAACGCCUUCCGUCCGGAUAUUGCAACGGUCAAGGAAUAUAUAUUGUGUCCCGUGGUGAAUGAAAAAUCCUCAUUCCCACCAAUUUCUGCUUCUUUCUUGAUAAUUUGGAAGUUAACGACAUGGACAUGGACGACCUGAGCUCUUGGUUUGACUCUAACUAUCAGAAUGACUCCCAGAAAUUUAUUGAAAAGAAUUCACUGUUGCAAUCUUUGAAAGACAAAAUCAUAUCAUCCGAUAAAAUCAUGAAGCUACUUCAGACCAAGACAAAUGAGUCAGCAUUUCUUAAGAAAAAGUUGCAGAAUUUAGCCGAGUGUUUAAAGCAAAAAGAAAGGACUUCUCAAGAACUGCGUUCACAAGUCAAUAAUCUUCUCAAGGUACCUGAACUCAAUAAGAAGGUAAAGCAGACAAUUCUAUAUCUUUUAUUCUUUUAAUGGUUUCAGCCAUUU